AUGAUCGACGACACUCUCAAGCGCCCUGCAUCAACAGACUAUACCACCUCACACCCCGUGAAAUCACAAAAGAUCAUCAGCAACAAUAACAACAACGACAUGCCUUCCGCGGUCUCUACCGGUUCCAACAUUGUUGGUGGAAACUCGGCUGCUCGCCCCCGCUUGAGCAAGCCGCUCGUCUACUCCGGCUCUCUGGACAACUUCAAGAACGCAGACAUCACCCCUGUCAUCGGGCGUGAGUAUGAGGGCCUGCAGGUUGUUGACCUCCUCAAGGCGGACGACCAGGUCAUUAGAGAUUUGGCCGUCACAAUUUCUCAGCGUGGUGUCGUCUUCUUGAGGGACCAGGAUGUGACGCCCACCCAAAUGAAGGAUUUCUGCCUCCGUCUCACAGAGCUUGCCGGAUGUCCCGAAUCAUCAGGCCUUCACAUCCACCCCCUGACAGAAGAAGGUAGCGAGCUCGGUGACCAAAUCAGCGUCAUCAGCAGCGAGAAACAGAAGAAGGGCGGCGGCCUCACCCACCAACUGAGCGAUGUCAGCCGCUUCGCCAGCGCCGGCUGGCACACCGACAUCUCUUUCGAGCAGGUCCCCUCGGACUACGCAAUGCUCAAGAUCCACACCCUUCCCGCCACCGGUGGUGACACUCUAUGGGCUUCUGGAUAUGAGAUCUACGACAGACUCUCCCCGCCCAUGCAGAAGUUCCUCGAAGGGCUGACGGCCACCCACGACGCCACAUUCUUCCACGACGAGGCCCGCAGGCUGGGUAACCCCCUCCGAGAAGGCCUCCGCGGCUCGCCGCUGAACAAGGGCUCCGAGCUCAAGUCCAUCCACCCCGUGAUCCGUACCAACCCCGUAACGGGAUGGAAGUCCGUCUACGUGAACAAGGGCUUCACCAAGCGCAUCAACGGCGUCACAAAGGACGAGUCCGACGUCCUCCUCGCCUACCUCUUCAACCUCGUCACCCAGAACCACGACGCCCAGGUCCGCUUCAAGUGGCGCCAGAACGACCUCGCCAUCUGGGACAACAGGAGCAUGUGGCACUGCGCCACCUACGACUACGUCGAGGCCAGGGCCGGCGACCGUGUUGCGUCGUUGGGCGAGGCGCCGUAUCUCGAUCUGAACAGCACAGGUAGACGUGAGGCGUUGGGACUGUGA
Colletotrichum abscissum is the source of this 1152-nucleotide messenger RNA. RefSeq names its product TfdA family Taurine catabolism dioxygenase TauD. The transcript has 5 exons. The record is from RefSeq and is a predicted model, not a curated record. The coding region runs from base 1 to 1152 and encodes 383 amino acids. NCBI's taxonomy places the organism in Eukaryota, Fungi, Ascomycota, Sordariomycetes, Glomerellales, Glomerellaceae. Gene Ontology annotation, molecular function: 2-oxoglutarate-dependent dioxygenase activity. Gene Ontology annotation, cellular component: cytoplasm.